Molecule: messenger RNA, 5100 nt
Organism: Scylla paramamosain (green mud crab)
Lineage: Eukaryota; Metazoa; Arthropoda; Malacostraca; Decapoda; Portunidae
Product: equilibrative nucleoside transporter 1-like
Exons: 5
Coding region: 740-2002 (420 amino acids)
Biological process (GO): nucleoside transmembrane transport
Cellular component (GO): plasma membrane
Molecular function (GO): nucleoside transmembrane transporter activity
Source: RefSeq, a predicted model, not a curated record
CACGAAAUACAGGGCAAAUGAUUGCACGGCUGUAGGAGAGACUGUAAAGAUAAGUGAUGAUGUAGUGGAUUGUGCAUUUUGGUGAACGUAAGUGAAUGUACGAGAGUCUAAUCAGAGAAAAGUGUAUGUACCAAGGACGUUAGAUAUUAGGAAAGUUUUCACGCAAAUGGGAGGACCCCCGAGUUUUGCGUGGAGAUGGCAGCACCGUCGUCAGCCUGAAGCAUGUAAACAAAAUAAGUCCACUUCGAAGCUGUCGACGUCUUUGACAUGUCCUGUGAUGCCCCUCAACUUUGCCGCUGUGUGUGCGGGAGGAAAACCCGUUCACACCCUGAAGUUAAGCGGCAUUUGUUCCACAUAGAUACCAGAAAAACCCUUUGCAGUCACCUUGGUCUUCUAUAUGCUGGGUAACGCCAUCCUUCUACCCUGGAACUUUUGUAUCACGGCUGAAACGAUGAUGCAGCCCUGAGUGCAGAAAGUGAAAAUGACCUACAAAAACUGGCAAAUGUGCUUGAAAGUGUGUGCAAGAAGAGGAAAUUAAAGUACUGGAGAUAUAAGCUUCGAAACACAACUUUGAAUGACUCAAACUAUGCUCAUAGUUAUCAAGAUGAUGGUGGUGAUGAUGGAGAGACAAGCCUGACCCAGACACCACUACAAGCAUCCUUCAUGCCCACCUUUGUUCUUGUCUCGAAUGUGUUUUCCACUGCAUUCUUCUUCGUCACUUCCUUUAUUGUAAAGAGGCAUGUCCGGCUCUGCCCUGCCACCUGACGCGGCCUUCCAAGGAAUUAGGAGAAGGAGCAACAGUGUUUCUUCAAGGACGAGGUCUCUUUCCCGGGAUUGUAGCGGCAGUUCCUCCGAUUUUUCGCCUCGGCACAGUCGGCGGCAUAGGAGUCGCCGCCGUCAAGACCAAGAACACGUGCCGCCCCACCAUGUCAACAAACCGGCUCAACCACAUGGAAGUGCACAGAAUCUUCCUCUGCACCAGGCAUCGGCUUCCGCGCCUACAGCUCCCGAACCUUCAUGGCGUUUAGUGUUGGAUGAGUUGGCGGUAUUGAAAGGUGAGGUAGCGAAACUUCGUGCUAACACACAUACUCACCCUCCUCCGUUACCUGAGGAUCAUCUUCCGGGUACUUCAGGAACACACCACACAGUUUCACCUCCAUUCUCGGGCUUUAAUGACUCCAGCAGCGAGGAUGGGGAGAUUAGAGAGGUGUCACAAAGGGGCAGUGUUUUGCAACAGGCAGCCAAGGCUUUGGGGCCCUCUGACAGUGUUUCUGCAGACAUUGACCAACAGGUGGCAGUUAUGGUUAAUCAAUUGUUUGACAACGGUAUGCAAAAGGAAGACUACAGGGCCAUCUUGGAGGAAUCAGCCACCAGACGACCAAACAACUGUCCUGCAUUGGCGCCUGUGGAAUGUAACCCGCAGAUUUUGGGUGCCUUAAAGACUGACGCGAAGAAAGCUGAUUUUCGUCUUAAGGACGUAAGUGGUGACAUUCUCAAGGCAGGUACCAUUUUAACUAGGUCACUUCUAGCCCUGGAUGUAGUGGCACAGGAGAGUGACCACCCCGCUGUUGUGCAGGAAGUAGGUAUGAUUAACGGCGCCUUGGCGUUGUUGGGUCAUGCCAAUCACAGGUUGAAUUUGGCUAGACGUUUUCUUAUGAAAAGGGAAAUUAACCAGAAAUAUUCCCACUUAUGUGCUAAUAAGGUCCCCAUGUUGCGUUUCCUGUUUGGGGAUGAUGUGUCUCAAUCGGCCAAGCAGAUCGAGGACACAGAAAAGUUAAAGAACAAGUUCUCCCUCAAGAAACCGGCAUACCCUUGGAAAACCACCAGUGGCAGGUCACGUGGCUACUGGGGGCGAACGUGGCAUAGAAACUCCGCAAUGAGGUUCCAACCCUAUGGCCUGCAGAGGUCAGGCGCCAGGACGGGACAACGUCAACUACCAGCGCGGCAGGACGCGGACUCAAAAAACGCCAGGAGCCGGGGUCCACAGAGACCCCGGCAGUAGUGGAGGUGAGUGACACCUUUGAAGCUGGUAGAAUUCAUAAAUUCACAGCAGAAUGGAAAAAACUGACACGUGACCCUGUAAUUUUAGACAUUGUGCAACAUUGUCAUUUAGAUAUAAAUGUUGAGGAAAUUGGACAUUUAUUCUCAAGGGAGACUACAUACAAGUUCAGUGCAGUAGAAAACCUUAUAAUCAGUGAUGAAAUUGAGAAACUUUUGGACCUGAAAGUCAUUGUGGCCACACAGAGGGAAAUGGGACAAGUUAUCUCUCCAAUUUUCUUAAGGCCUAAAAAGGAUGGUGGGUAUAGGAUGGUGCUGAACUUAAGAGAACUCAAUUUCCACGUCCCUUACAAACAUUUUAAAAUGGAAAACUUUGAACAGGCUAUUAGACUGAUUCAUGCAGGGGACUAUUUAGCUUCGGUUGACCUUAGACAUGCUUACUAUUCUGUCAAGAUUGCUGAUGAACAACAAAAGUUUUUGUGUUUUAAGUGGAACAAUAAUGUUUAUCAAUUCACAUGUCUUCCUAAUGGUUUUUCAGAGGGGCCACGAAUUUUCACAAAGCUAUUGAAACCAGUUUUUGCAACACUGAGGGAAAGAGGGCAUUCCAUUACUAGCUUUAUUGAUGACACCCUCAUCUGCAAUAACACUUGGUCAGGAUGCCUUGCAACCAUUAAGGACAAUAUUGAUCUCCUCCAGAAGUUGGGUUUUUGUAUUAACGCAGAGAAGUCGGUGUUGACACCCACCAGGACCAUUGAGUAUUUGGGGAAUGUGAUUGAUACUAAUUCCAUGACGAUCACCUUACCGGAACGGAGGAGACACAAAAUUAUUCAGGCCUGUCGGAAUCUCUUGGGUAAAAGCAAGGAUAGAAUUAGGGAAGUAGCCAGUUACAGGUCUUUUGGUUGCUGCCACUCCUGCUGUGGAAUUAGGGAAACUGCACUACAGGAAGUUGGAGACGAAAAAGACGGCAGCUUUACAGCUUCAGUAUGGUAAUUUUGAUAAUUGGAUGACUAUUACUGCUGACAUGAAAACAGACUUGAGUUGGUGGCUUGAUAACAUCUAUACACAGGACAGGAAAAUUUUUAGGGGUGGCACGGAUAUUGAUUUAUACACAGACGCUUCCAGUUUAGGCUGGGGGGGCCAUCUCAACAAUCGAGCCACGUCGGGUAGCUGGUCUUUGGAGGAAAAAUUACUACAUAUUAAUGCACUUGAAUUGAAAGCCAUUUUGUUUGUCCUUCAGACUUUUAGACAGGAGUUGAAAGGGCAUUACAUUAAGGUUUAUUGUGACAAUACCACAGCAAUGACAUAUGUGAACGAGAUGGGAGGUACUAGGUCUCAAGUGUGCAAUGUAAUUACGGGACAUAUUUGGCAGUGGUGUGUGGAUAAUGGGGCUUGGAUCACGUGUUCACACAUCCCAGGCAAGGACAACACACUAGCUGAUUUAGCCUCUCGUAAGGUGAAUGACAGGCAUGAGUGGAAACUGGACAUACACCUAUUCCAACAAUUGUGUGGCAUCUUUGGUACUCCAGUGGUUGAUUUGUUUGCAUCUCGGCUCAAUAGGCAGGUAGAUUUAUUUUGUUCUUGGAAGCCAGAUCCAGAAGCAACUUAUUUUGAUGCCUUCUCUCUGAACUGGGCACGGUUUGGACUAUGUUAUAUUUUUCCUCCAUUUUCACUAAUUACUAGGUGUUUGCAAAAGAUGCGUGCGGAAGGGGCGACAGGGUGGAUAGUAGUGCCACUGUGGAUGUCGCAGCCAUGGCUGGGCACCCUGCUCAGGAUGUUGGUGGAUCACCCAAGAGUAAUCAUGGAGAAACACGGGGUCCUUGUUCAUCCAUCCUCCGACGAAGAGCACCCGAUCAUGCGGCACACGCGAUUGAUGGCAUGUUCGAUAUCGGGGAACACUUGCAGGAACAAGGAAUAUCUGCGGCAGGGGCAAAAAUCAUCAUGGCCUCGUGGAAAACAGGUACACGCAAACAAUAUCACCCACAUAUCAGGAGAUGGUUACUGUUUUGUAGUAGAUGGCAUAUCAAUCCCUAUAAUCCCACUGUACAUGACAUAAUCAAUUUUUUGUCUGAAAAUUUCCACUGGAACGUGGGUUAUGAAUCAAUUAACACGACAAGAAGUGCUCUUUCGUCACUUGGUCUUGUGGUAGAUGGGUGCAGUGCUGGGAACCAUCCCCUGGUUGUCAGGUUUAUGAAAGGAGUUUUCAAUUUGAGACCGCCUCUACCAAGGUACACUGAGACCUGGGAUGUACAAUCAGUUCUGCAAGAACUAAGAGCUAUGUACCCACUACAUACACUAACACUUAAGGACCUUACACUCAAACUAUGUUGAUGGCCCUCACACAAGCUGCCCGGGUUCAAACACUUCACUUAUUAACUGUUAGGGGCAUGCACAUUGAGCAGGACUCCAUUUCGGUUCAAUUAAGUGAUAGCAUUAAACAAUGCAGACGACGGUUUAACAUUCGUACCAUUACAUUUCAAGCUUACUCGACGGACGCUAAUCUGUGUGUUUGCACAACUUUACGGCAUUAUCUUGCAAGGACGGAGGAAAUUAGACAGGGCAAUUCACAGGCGACACACACCUUACUCAUCAGCUUUAUCAAACCCCACAAAGCCGUUACUAAAGACACUAUUGCCCGUUGGAUCAAAACGAUGCUUGAUAGGGCAGGGGUGGACACAACUAAGUUCACAGCUGGUAGUGUGAGGCCGGCUGCAGCCUCGAAGGCCAAAUCCAUGGCAGUGCCAAUUUCUUGCAUCCUGGCUAAAGCAGGAUGGUCUAGGGAAAGUACAUUUGCAAAGUAUUAUGACAAGCAUGUUAUUAGGCCAGGUGACCCUUUCCAGGAGGCAGUACUGGGGUAAAUGUUCAACCCUUAUUUUGAGUAAUAAGCAUACAUAUUUGUGGUUUACAACUGAGGGUAUGGUAAUCAGUGAUGCACUAUGUGUUUGGAGGCAGGGUAGCUGGUAUGGCAAGGUUUAUUGGUAUAAAUAUAUGUAGAGGGGCAUGUAUACAUCCUUUCAGUAGACAAGGCAAUAAAUUGGUAUUUCAACAAUGUACCAAUAUGCAAAGUGACACUGUUCAGUUGGGGAAUAAAAAUUUUUGUGUUUA